GUGCGCAGCUGCCCACCCAACAUGGUUUGAUGCUUGGAUAUAGGAUUCAUCAGCAUCCGGCAAACACUAAAGUAGUGGACCAGGAAUACUUUUCUUGUCGCCGUGUUCAGCGUGUUUUGCUUUCUUACCCGGUGGGUGCCCAUUGGAUGGCGGUUGGCACGCUCCCAGUUUGGGGAAGCACACAGGAGUACGGGCACGGGAGCAGAGCAAUGUACUGCUGGGGAAAACAUAUUUUAGCCACCUAAAGAAGGCCAACCUAGAAUUACAUCAUCGAGUUUCUUGGAAGCUGCCAGGUGAGUUCUGUGGCUUGCUGUCGGACACAAGGAAACACAAACCCAGAGCUUAUCCAAAGAAUUUACAGUUAACCUGUUUCUGUAAGGAGUUUGAGUCUGAACGCAUGAAUAGAUGCAGAGCAUGGUCCUUUGUCAUCCUACAGAGGAGUGACAGUGUCCUUGCCAGGCCCGCUGGGAGAGGACCAUGGCCCUGAGCGAUGCGAGUGGCGACCCUGUGGCUCUCAGCAACGGAGGGCACCAUCCUCUCAGUGCCAACAGAAAUACCCCUUCAAACACCAGCACACCAGUCAGCAACAGCCAGGACCCGGUCUCAGCUGCCUCUAGUGGUGACUGCCUGACAGCAGAGGGAGACGAAGAAGUUGUAGUAAAGGAUGCAGCGUGUAAAGUUCAGCAGAGAUCGCAUGUUGUCCAGAGAACAAACAGACCAAACCAAAAUGGCGUCGUGGUCAAACAGAACGGCUCCCUGAGGAACCUUCCCCCAUCCUCCCCCACUGUCACAGACUCCCAGAGGCUGGCCAAACGCCACCUAUCCUCCACCCUCUCCCCGUCCUCUUCCUCCCAUUCUCUCCAGCCCCCGCCGCUGUGCUGCCAGCGCUGUCACUUCCACUCAACCCUGUGCUGCCCCUGUGGACAGCAGGAGUGCCCGCUCUUCCAGAACCCAGGGACAGGCCCAGGGCCCAGCUCCAUUCCCCACCCCGGGGCCGCUUCGUCCUGCCCAUGCUGCCUCUCUGCCUGCACAUACUGUCACCCCCAUGCCCAUCUUCCUCACCCAUCCUCCCCUCUCUGUCUCCAACACCACCAUCACCAGCGCUGGCAGGAGCAUCUCCAGAACCAGACACCUGGAAUCAGCCCUCCAAGGCCCUUUCGAUUCCCAAAAAGCUAUGCUGAGCUGAUAGCUGAUUGGCCAGUGGUGGUGCUGGGGGUGUGCACGGUGCUCAUCGUGGUGUGUGCCCUCGUGGGCGUCCUGGUUCCUGACCUGCCUGAUUUCUCUGACCCACUGCUGGGUUUUGAGCCACGGGGAACAGCCAUUGGCCAGCGACUGGUCACAUGGAACAACAUGGUGAAGAACACGGGCUACAAAGCCACACUGGCAAACUACCCCUUCAAAUACGCUGAUGAGCAGGCCAAAAAUCACCAAGAGACCAGAUGGCCAGAUGAUCACUUUGAUCGAGACAAACGGCAAGCAGAGUGGGACUUCAGUAAAGAGUUCUUCUGUGAUGUGCCAGGUGACAGUUACUCUAGACUGGUGUUCACAUCAGCUGAGGGGAAGAACCUGUGGAAUAUUCAGGCCAUCAAAUCCAUGUGCAACCUGGACAACACGAGGGUGCGUUCCCAUCGUGACUACUGGAGUCUUUGUCAGCGCACCAACGACGCCUCCUGUUGUCCCAGCUGGACGCUCGGUAACUACAUUGCCGUGCUCACCAACAGGUCGUCGUGCCAGAAGAUCACAGAGCGCGAUGUAUCGCACACUCUCAAGAUCCUGCGCUCGUGUGCCAAGUACUACCACAAUGGCACCCUGGCGUCCGACUGCUGGGACAUGGCCCUGCGACGGAAAGACCAGCUGAAGUGUGCAAGUGUGCCCCGGAAGUGCACCAAGUACAACGCCGUCUACCAAAUCCUUCACUUCCUGGUGGACAAAGACUUCCUGAGUACCAAGAGCCUGGAGUAUCCCCCGCCUGUGCUCAAAUACAGCAUGCUCUUCUCCCCCACAGAGAAAGGAGAGUCUAUGAUGAACAUUUACUUGGACAAUUUUGAGAACUGGAACUCCUCAGAUGGCAUCACCACGGUCACAGGGAUCGAGUUUGGCAUCAAACACGACCUUUUUCAGGACUACCUCCUCACGGACACAGUGUAUCCCGCCAUAGCCAUCGUGAUAGUCCUGCUGGUCAUGUGUGUGUACACGCGCUCCGUUUUCAUCACUCUAAUGACAAUAAUCGCCAUCAUCAGCUCACUUAUUGUGUCUUACUUUCUUUACCGAAUGGUCUUCAACUUUGAGUUCUUCCCCUUCAUGAACCUCACGGCCCUCAUCAUCUUGGUGGGCAUCGGCGCAGAUGACGCCUUCGUGCUUUGUGACGUGUGGAACUACACUAAGUUUGACAAACCACACGCUGAGCUGUCGGAUACAGUGGGUGUGACUCUACAACAUGCCGCCCUGUCUAUGUUUGUCACCAGCUUCACCACUGCUGCGGCCUUUUAUGCCAAUUACGUCAGCAACAUCACCGCCAUACGCUGUUUUGGUGUCUAUGCGGGGACUGCCAUAUUGGUGAACUAUAUUCUCAUGGUGACCUGGCUUCCAGCUGUGGUGGUGCUGCACGAACGCUACCUGCCUAAUAUGUUCCCCUGCGCCAAGCCUCCGCAACAGCAAAGCGGUUACUGCACCCGGACGUUCUGGGCAGGUCUUUGUCACAAGGCCAACAGAUGCCUGUUCACCGUCUCUGAAGCAUCUAGGAUCUUCUUUGAGAAGGUGCUGCCCUGCAUUGUCAUCAAACUGCGCUACCUCUGGCUCUUUUGGUUCCUCGCCAUCACGGUGGGCGGGGCCUACGUGGUUUGUGUCAAUCCAAAGAUGAAGCUCCCGUCUCUGGAGCUGGCAGAGUUUCAGGUGUUCCGAUCCUCGCACCCAUUUGAGCGCUACGACGCAGAGUACAAGAAGCUGUUCAUGUUCGAGAGGGUUCAUCACGGCGAGGACCUCCACAUGCCAAUCACCAUCAUCUGGGGCGUGACACCUGUGGAUAACGGGGACCCCCUGAACCCCAAAAACAAGGGAAAGCUGAUGCUGGAUAACAGCUUCAACAUUGCCAGUCCAGCAUCUCAGCUGUGGAUCCUCAACUUCUGCCAGAAGCUGAGAAAUCAGACCUUUGUCUUUCAGUCAGAGGAGCAGGACUUCACCAGUUGCUUCAUCGAGACAUUCAAACAGUGGAUGGAGAACCAGGACUGUGAGGAGGCUUCCGUCUACCCCUGCUGCAGUCAGUCCACCUUCCCCUACAAGCAGGAAGUCUUCGAGUUGUGCAUCAAAAGAGCAAUCAUGGAGCUGGAUCGGAGUACGAACUACCAUCUAGACAGCAAGACCCCUGGACCUCGAUUCGACAUCAAUGACACCAUAAGAGCCAUAGUGUUAGAGUUCAAGAGUACCUACCUUUUCACCCUGGCCUAUGAGAAGAUGUACCAGUUCUACCGUGAGGUGGAUGCCUGGAUCGCUGAGGAGUUACGCUACGCCCCAGCAGGCCUCAGCCACGGCUGGUUCAUCAGCAACUUGGAGUUCUACGACCUCCAGGACAGUUUGUCCGACGGCACUCUGGUUGCCAUGGCGCUGUCGGUGGCUGUGGCUUUCAGCGUUAUGCUGCUCACCACCUGGAAUGUCAUCAUCAGUCUGUACGCCAUCCUCUCGAUUGCCGGCACCAUCUUUGUCACCGUCGGCUCCCUGGUUCUUCUGGGCUGGGAACUGAAUGUCUUGGAGUCCGUAACCAUUUCUGUGGCGGUAGGGCUCUCUGUGGACUUUGCAGUCCACUACGGCGUGGCCUACCGGCUCGCUCCUGAGCCUGACCGCGAGGGAAAGGUGAUUUUCUCCCUCAGCCGCAUGGGCUCUGCUAUCGCCAUGGCGGCACUGACCACCUUUGUUGCCGGUGCCAUGAUGAUGCCCUCGACCGUGUUAGCCUACACCCAGCUGGGCACGUUCAUGAUGCUGAUCAUGUGCAUCAGCUGGACCUUUGCUACCUUCUUCUUUCAGUGCAUGUGUCGCUGCUUGGGACCCCAGGGGACUUGUGGCCAGAUCCCCCUGCCCAAAAAGAUGCAGUGUCAGGUGUUCUCUGAGGUCACGUCUGUGAGCCCUGCACCUCAAGGGAAAGGGAAGUACCAGCUGGACAGCAGGGGUGGGGAGGUGGAGAAUUAUGAGUUGGAGCCCUUGGCCUCCAGUCAGAAAAGUGAAGAUAAACCCAGAGAGGAGCAGGAUGUGUGCGCUCAGCUCUACAAUGGAAUCCCUGCUCGCCACCACACUGGCCCUUUCUCACACAUCCAUUACCAGAGCAAAGCUGAGCCUGGCAGAAGUGGCCCUGAGAAUGGCCUCGUCACCACACUGAGCACAUCCAGGUGCCAGUACUCUCAAAACACUACUUGCACAUGUGGGGACCCUUCUCCUCCUCACCACCUGUCUCAGCAGUGGACCUCCCACUCCUGUGCUCAGCCUCCCCUGGACUCCCCUUCCUGCCCUCCCACCCCUCAGCUCUUCCCGCUCUCAGGAAACACCCCAAGCAAACAAAAUGCAGCCCACUUAGACCCAGUCUACACACACAUGGAUUGCCGUAUGCACUAUGUCCACUGUCCCCCUGCCCAUUUCCACCACUGUGCCCAGGGACGAGUAGUGGCCCCCAGACAAGGACCUGCCCACAGUUGCAAUCUCAGGAAGUACUGCGUCCACACCGCAAGCCUGCAGAGAUCCACAACCACAGCUUUGAACCAGGACCCUGCCUCAGAGCCCGGGGGGCAAGAAGAUGACCAUAAACAUGAAACGAGGCCCUCAAGCCCUGACAGUAUCCAAAACAUCAGUACCCCAGCCCUGACACAGGCUCAGACUCUGUGCCCCUCCCCCUCACUGGACUCACCACACACAACCAGUAAUGAGAUACAGAAGGGAAGGGACAGUGACCAUUGUUGUGGUGACAACCACAUGUCCACCCCAACCACUGAUACAACAACACAAAUGGAUGCUUGUUGUAAAGUCCCUGGCAACCAGGAGAAGCUCAAAAGUAUUCCCGUCACACGGGAGGAAAGUGUCAAAAAGUGCAAGCGGAACUCCAAAAGACAGCGGGCGUCCUCCGCCUCGCCAAAGAAACUCUACUGUUUCAACAGGACGUUGAAAGUGAAGUGCAAUUCAGCUUCAGAGUUUAACGUGCCAAAAAAUGAAACCAGCGUGCCUCCUAUUGCAAUAAACACCAAUCCCUCUACUGAAAGCUUGUGUUGAUGAUGAAUUGAUAUUUUAUUAAAAACUCAAUCCAGAACAAAUAGCAAAUGUACAAAAAAAAGGAAUGACACAUACAAAUGUCUCAAUCAAACAAGGUUUAUGAUGUGUUUGCUGACCAAGUGCCUCAAUAUGUUUCUUAAAGCAGCACGGACCCACUAAAUAUAAUCUGUUUACAUGUUUCUUUUUGUACUUUUACGUGCCAGAUUAUGCGUUUUGGAUUUUACAGUGGAACACACACUAUUUGUUAAAGCUAUAUCAUUAUGGGAAAUUAAUGGUCUUUUCACAAAGGCACCUCCGUGAAAUGUUGCUAACUUCAGUGUUAAAUAUACUCCUGCAUCAGCCAUUCGCACCCACAUGAAAUGGUUUAGUAUAUAUUGUGAUAUUUUGUGUAAUUAUCAAUGUUGUCAGAGAUGAUCGCAUCAACCAUAACAAAAAUGUGCCAUGUUUUACAAGCUGAUAAAAGAGUCAUAGCCUGACAUUUUUUGUAUUUGUGGGAGCUAGUGUUAAUUUCAGUGUGCUCUAGUGUUUCAAGACGCCACACGACUCGGAUAAAAGAUGUACUGUAUGAUUAAAAUGUCUUUUUUUUUUA
Molecule: messenger RNA, 5836 nt
Organism: Cottoperca gobio
Lineage: Eukaryota; Metazoa; Chordata; Actinopteri; Perciformes; Bovichtidae
Gene: disp1
Product: dispatched homolog 1 (Drosophila)
Exons: 13
Coding region: 478-5247 (1589 amino acids)
Biological process (GO): smoothened signaling pathway
Cellular component (GO): membrane
Molecular function (GO): peptide transmembrane transporter activity
Source: RefSeq, a predicted model, not a curated record